AUGGAAUUAGUAAUAAAAGAACCGUAUAUAGAAAUAUUUGAAAAAAUAUUAAAAUUAUUUACAUCAAUUUGUGAAAAUUUGCAUUUUAGAUUAACACAAAAUAAAUUACAAUUAAGCGGAUCUAAUGGCUUAACUAAUGAAUUAAUUAUUUAUAUAGAUAAGAAGUUUUUUAUGUUAAAUGAAAUAAAUGUUGAUAUAAAAAAUAUAAAUGGUACUGUUAAUGCUAAAGAUUUUUAUAAUUGUAUAUAUAGUCAUAAAAUAGUGAAACAAUUUAAAAAUAAUGGAUAUUACUCUUAUAAUAAAAAAAGUAAUGAUAUAAAUUUAAUAAAGAAUUAUGACAAGGAAGAAAACUAUCAAGGAAAAAAUAAAAAAUGCAAUUUAAAUAUUUCUAAAUUAAUAUUAAAAUUUAAUAAGGAAAAAUUAAAUAUUUUAGAAAUAGUUAUAAAAUUUAAAAAAUGUAAUACUUACUUUAGUGCAGUAUUAAAAUUAAGAUCAUUUAAUACCCCAUUAAAAAAUUAUAUAUAUAAAAAUGAAUCAAUAAUACAAGUAGAACCAACUUUAUUUCUUCUUAACCUCAAAGAUUUAGCAAAUGAAAGAAACAUAUUUUUAAAAAAUACUGACAAUUCUUUCGUUAUAAGUUCAUUAGAAACAUCUGAAUUUAGUUUAAAUAAAGAAAAAGUAAAAAGAGAGCAAUUUUUUUAUAACAACAAAUUUAUUGCUAUUCCUUCUUGUAAAACUAAGUAUUUUUUUAAGAAUAAAAAAUUUGAAGAUCAUAGCAUGUCGUUGCCUCUUAAUGAAUUAAAAAAUAUAAUUAAAUUUUGUUCAGAUUUAAAUUUAUUAUGUUUAUUCUCAACAAAGAAUUUUAAAGAAAAUUUAGUUAUUUAUUUUGGUAGAAUUAUUACUCAAAUUUUAGAAAAUAAUAGAAAAAGAAUAACCAAUAUAAAAAAUAAAAAAAUUUAUGACGAUAAGUAUUAUUAUAAAGAUAAUAAUUCAGAAAAAAGUUCUUAUGUAAAUUUCAAAGAAGAAUAUUCUAAUUCUUUUGUUUUUUAUUUAUCUGAUGAUAAUUCAAGUGAUGAAUAUGAUUCCAGCUAUGAAGGUAUAGAUACAGACAUUUAUUUGCCUGACAAUUAUGAAACUAAUUCUGUUAGUAGUAGAAAUUUUAAUGAUAUUAUUACAGGUUGUGUACACUUUACUUCAUACUUCAAUAUUUCAUGUAACUUUAAAGGACUUGAAUAUAGUGACAUAAAGGCUUCAAAUGAUUUUCAAGAUAUAUAUUUUAAUCAGCAAAAUAAUUUUUUUGAGGAAAAAGAUUUGAUUAUAAAACAAGAUAAAAAAUUAAAAAAAGGAGUUCAACAAGAGUCAUUUUUUAACAGUGAAUUCGGUAGAUCCAAUAUAGAUGCUUUUAACAAUUUAAAUAAUGAAAAAAAUGAAUUGCGUAAUGAAACUAAUAAAAAAUUUAAUAUUAAUCAAAAUGAUUAUAUACAAAAUUUUAAAAAUGAUAGCAUUCAUAACAUAAGCAAUAUAAUGAAAAAUCAUUUAAAUGAACAAUAUAAUGAUUUUAAUUAUAAUUUUAAAUUUUCAAAAGAUAAUAAAAAAAAUAUAUUAAGUGAAAAGGAAUAUGAUCAAUUAAUUCACAAUAAUAAUAAAAGCAGAGAAUCGAAUCGUGAUAAGCUUAUGAUAAAUAGUAAAAAUAAAGAAUGCUUUUAUACUAAAAAUGUCAUAGAUAAUAAUGAUAUAUAUAAUAUGAAUGAUUAUAAAAAGAGAAUAAGAAAUAAUAAAAAUAACAAAUGUGAAGAAUAUGACUAUAAUAAAAAAAUGAGUAACAAUAAUGAUAGUACAUCUGAAAAAUAUGAAUAUGAUAAAACUAUUAGUAACGAUAAUAAUAAUAAAUAUGAAUAUGAUAAAAAUGUUAGUAAUGAUAAUAAUAAUAAAUAUGAAAUAUAUAAAAAAAAAAUAAGUAACAAUAAUGAUAAUACAUGUGAUAAAUACAAAUAUGAUAAAAAUUUAGAAAAUAAUAAUAAUGAUGAAUAUGAAAAGUAUGAUAAUGAUAAGUUUAUUAGAGGUAUUCAAUUCGAAGAAUUGAAUUAUGAUAAAUUUAUAAGAGGUAAUAUUAAUAUUUCAGAUGCGCACAUGAACAUAAAAAUGAAAAUAAAUGAACUUAAUUCAACUUUUGAAAAUUUAAAAAAUAUAGAUAAAUAUAAAAAAAAUUACUUUUUAAGUAAAAAAUUGAAUAAUUAUAGUGAAAUGUGUUCUGAUUCUAAUGUUUUUAAAAAUAUAAAUAAAAGAAAAAAUGUUGUGGAGAAUUCUCAAAUAAGAAAGAGAAACAAACAUUUCUCAAAUGAUAUUUAUAAAGAUUUAAAAAAAAAGAGUAAUAAUUCACUUGAAAGUAUAAGCGAAUAUAAUUCAAUGUUAAGCGACAGCUUUUAUUCUUUAAGUGAAGAUACUGAAGUUGAAAACAAUUCAAGAUAUGAUAAUAUAGAGUAUUUUGAUUAUUUUAGUAAUUUAUAUUCAAAAUAUAAUAUAUAUAAUAAUAAUAUGAAAAAAUGGGAAGAAAAUUCAGAUGAAAAUUCUUUGAAACAAAAUUUCCCUUUAGAAAACGGUGAUCAAACUUAUAGUAAAUUGCCUCUUUUGAAUUACAAUAAAAACACAAAAUUUAAAAGAUUGAAUACAAAUAGCAAUGAUACAAUCAUAAAAACAAGUGAAAGAAAUAUAAAUAAUUUAAAACAUAAUAAUAAAAUAUCAUCUUAUUAUACACAUUGUAAAUUUAAAAAAAAAAAAGAUUAUAUAUGA
Messenger RNA from Plasmodium relictum, 2790 nucleotides. RefSeq names its product conserved Plasmodium protein, unknown function. The transcript has a single exon. Lineage: Eukaryota; Apicomplexa; Aconoidasida; Haemosporida; Plasmodiidae. The record is from RefSeq and is a predicted model, not a curated record. The coding region runs from base 1 to 2790 and encodes 929 amino acids.